Canis lupus familiaris (dog) is the source of this 5877-nucleotide messenger RNA. It is a transcript of the gene KLK15A, whose product is annotated as kallikrein-15. Gene Ontology annotation, biological process: proteolysis. The record is from RefSeq and is a predicted model, not a curated record. Gene Ontology annotation, molecular function: serine-type endopeptidase activity. Lineage: Eukaryota; Metazoa; Chordata; Mammalia; Carnivora; Canidae.
AUGUGGUUCCUGGUUCUGUGCCUUGCCCUGUCCCUGGCGGGGACUGGUGCCGCACCCCCUGUUCAGUCCCGGAUCAUAGGCGGCUGGGAUUGUACGAAGAAUUCUCAACCGUGGCAGGCAGCUCUGUACCAUUACAGCAAGUUCCAGUGUGGGGGUGUCCUGGUGCACCCAGAGUGGGUGCUCACCGCUGCCCACUGCAUAAACGACAAUUACCAGCUCUGGCUGGGUCGCUACAACCUGUUCGAGCAUGAAGACACGGCCCAGUUUGUCCAGAUCAGGGAGAGCUUCCCUCACCCUGAAUUCAACCUGAGUUUCCUGAAGAACCAUACCCGCCUCCCAGAAGAGGACUACAGCCAUGACAUCAUGCUGCUGCGCCUCGCAGAGCCCGCUCAGAUUACGGAUGCUGUGAGGGUCCUGGACCUGCCCACCCAGGAACCCCAAGUGGGGAGCACCUGCUGUGCCUCUGGCUGGGGCAGCAUCGAACCCGAUAAGUUGAGUCUCCCAGAUACCCUGCAUUGUGCCAACAUCAGUGUUAUCCCGGCUGCCUCUUGUAACAAGGACUACCCAGGGCGCCUGGUGGCCUCUAUGCUGUGUGCAGGAGCAGAGGGUGGAGGCACCGAGUCCUGUGAGGGUGACUCCGGGGGACCCCUGGUCUGUAGGGGAGUCCUGCAGGGCAUUGUGUCCUGGGGUGACGUCCCCUGUGACACUACCACCAAGCCUGGGGUCUAUACCAAAGUCUGCAGCUACUUGGAGUGGAUCAAGGAAUCCAUGAAGAGGAACUAACUAUUUGGGCCUGACACUGUGUCUCUGGCUGAGCACAAGCUCCCACAGCUGGCCAACAACCCCAUCCUGACCUGGGACAGAAGGGACAGAAUCAAGCCAUCCCUCAAGACCUCAUUUGUCCAAGGCCCACAUGUUAGGGCUUGUCCCGUCUUAGGCCAGAGCCGGUGCUCAAGGUCACCUGUUGAAACACUGAGAUAACAAGAGUGCUGAUGCAAGUUUCUCUGUAGGAGUUUCUGUGACUUUCUCCUGGCGAUGAAGGGAAGUGGGAACCAGACACUGGGAGCGGACCCAGAGCCUCUGUACCUUGUUCCUUUUCACCCACUGCCCCGAUGCCUCGGUGAAGAGAAGUGGCUUGAAGGAGGGCUCCCUCCAUUCACAUAUGCAUAGGAUCAGCUGUGUAACCUUUAGGAAAAGACCCAAUGCCCCUCAGCUCUGAUUUCCCCAUCAUAAAACACAGCUCAUCAAAUUGCUUACCUCACGGGGUUGUAAGGGAUCAAAUGAGGAAGUUCACAUGAACUGAUUCAAAUAGUGCCUGGCCCUGGGCAAAUAUAUCUCUGGACCCCAGUGAAAGGACCCAGCACACUCUAGAUGAUCAAGAAUGACUUCAUUUUCUUCGAUAUUUAGCUGUAGGCUUCCUGGUGGCCAGGCAAAAGGGCCAGUGCUCUCCUCCCCUUAGACACACAGCAGAGGCUGGGUUACCCUGUGGCCUACUUUAAUUUUACAGAAGAGCCAAGGGAAUGUGCCUUUGAAUUUAACAUUGAGGCUGCAGAUUUCUGGUUCCCGAUUCUCCACAGAGAUCACCCCAAAAGGUGAUUUUCAAGGUCGCUGAGUGUUGAACUACAUCAACCUGGCUCCUGUGACCUAAAUAUUUUGAAUCAGUCUCUGUGGAGGGGACGCUCUUGACCAUAGAAGGCAGACAGUCUGGUAUUCGUGGAACUUUGGAGGAUAUAACCUUGAGCAUCCAGAUCUGGGGAGCAUGGAGUGGGGGGCAGGGCGUAAUGGGAUUCCAACAUUGCCUGGGGGCAAAAAGAACUCUGGAUUUUGAAAUGUGAGGGAACUUAUUCAGGGAGACCACUGAAACGUCAUCGUUCUGGAUCUGGGGGCACUAGGAUUGUGGUGAGGCGGCAGAAGCUGGGAAUCUACACUCUGGCUCCAAGCGGUGCGGGGAGUUGGAUUCAGAGCCCCACUGCUGGUGUUUGAAGAUAUACCGGGUUUUCGGGUGUGUGACUUUACUUGGGGUUCCGGUAUGCAGGGCUUUGUAUUGGAGGUCAGAGAUUCCUCCACGCUCUGUUUCUUGUCCCCCUCACACCCUCCACAUCCUCUCACUGGCUCUGUCUCCAAGAGCAGGGGCCCAGGAGCUCCAGGCCCUGCCCUGUCUGGCCUCAGGCCCCAGGAAUGCUUCCAGGAUAAUCAGACCCUGCAGAACAACAGGUGCCGCACCCCCUGUUCAGUCCCGGAUCAUAGGCGGCUGGGAUUGUACGAAGAAUUCUUAACCGUGGCAGGCAGCUCUGUACCAUUACAGCAAGUUCCAGUGUGGGGGUGUCCUGGUGCACCCAGAGUGGGUGCUCACCGCUGCCCACUGCAUAAACACAAUUACCAGCUCUGGCUGGGUCGCUACAACCUGUUCGAGCAUGAAGACACGGCCCAGCUUGUCCAGAUCAGGGAGAGCUUCCCUCACCCUGAAUUCAACCUGAGUUUCCUGAAGAACCAUACCCGCCUCCCAGAAGAGGACUACAGCCAUGACCUCAUGCUGCUGCGCCUCGCAGAGCCCACUCAGAUUACGGAUGCUGUGAGGGUCCUGGACCUGCCCACCCAGGAACCCCAAGUGGGGAGCACCUGCUGUGCCUCUGGCUGGGGCUGCAUCGAACCCGAUAAGUGUAUGCCAGGGCCAGACCCUGCAGCCUUUAGUCCAGACAUUUGGCUGUCGGGAGGAGGGGGCUGGGGUCUGGACUCUGGACCUGAGGGAGGACGGGCUGAGGAGUCACCUGGGGUCUGGCCACCGCCCUUUUUCUCUCUGGUCUGUAGUCAUAUAUCCAGAUGAUCUCCAGUGUGUGGACCUCCAACUCCUGUCCAAUGAUGUAUGUGGCAAUACCUACACCGGGUCACAUGCGUUGAGCCCGACCUUGCGCUGGGGCAGUGAUGCAAGAAGGUUCAGACUUAGAGGUGUGAGGUGCCCACGUUUUACUGUGGUGGAGAAGUCAGGGAGGGCGAGGGGGGAGGAAAUCUUAUCCCAGGCCACGCCUUUCUAGGGGAGAGGCCGGUUCUCAAGCGGGGCGUAGCUACAUUAAAUGCUGGAACGCACGCAUAGUGUCCCACCGGGGGUGUGACUGGAUCUCCUGGGGCAGGACUCGCCCUCAGAGAGCGAGGGGUUCCCAACCUGGAGGGCACCUUCGGGGCGUGGCCUGAGAGGGCUAGGUUAGGCACCCAAGGAAUGGCCCUAGCUAGGUCCGGACACCGGGCAGGCUGAGUGCCGAAACCCCACGGGAGGGGGCGGUGUCACACUGCAGGGGUGGGGGCAGCUCAGGCUUCAGUGGGCGGGAACAGAGCUGCAAAGGGUAGGCCCCAGCUCGAGGGGUGGGCUUUCCUCGGAAGGCAAGGCAGGUUCUUUGGGAGUGGGGCGUCGAAGGGAGGUCUCAUCUCGGCACGUGGCCACGAUGAGGGGGCGGGCCCGCUAUCCUGACUGAGGUCACCGGCAGCAUCCUGAGAAGCUCGGGUGCGCCUGCUUAGAGAGUCGCGGAGGUGACUGCGUGGGGCUGCUGCACCGUGUGCUUGCGGUCCGCGGUGGACGGCUGUUCGGACUCGCGUCUCUGGCUCUUCUGCUGCGAGGCCCACCGACGAUAGCUCACCCGCCGCUCCUUGAAGGCCGUCCCUUGGCUCCACAUGCCCAAGUGGUUGAAGUAGUUCAGAGCUCCUGGGGGCCGGGGGCUAGUGGGCGUGGAACUCCGAGCACCGCCCUAGGCCCCGCCUCUUCCCACGAGGCCGCCUCCCCUCGCUCGGGCCAGCCCUCUCCUGGUCCCUUGCCCUGCCUCGAGUUCUCCCUGGCCCCGCCUCUUCCUCCCGAGUCCCCCCCCCCCCACAGACCCACAGCAUCAAGGCACCAGCGCCCCAGCACAGAUAGGUGGUCACCAGGUAGGACACCUGUGGCCUCGGCCUCGGUUAUUGGCCCCUUCUGAUAAUUACGUCUUUUUCGCCCUUCCCUACAUUGCCUACUUUCUGAACAGUGCGAGCCUGCUUCAGCCAAAUAAGCUAAGACUCCAUCUGCUUUGUUUCUGGCAAACUGUGUAUCUUUCACACAUAACCAGAAACCUACCCAGAUUGUAAAAGCUUAGUCAUAUAUACAGAAUAGCAAGAUUCCUGUGGGGUUCAAUCACAGUAUCCCGGUAGAGAGCUGCUCAUGACAUAUCCUUGCCUUCUGGGGCCACAAAAAGAGUCAUAUGACUCUGGCUGUGCCAAUUUCAGUGCCCCACAACCCAGGCCACGGUGACUGGCCCAAAGAUGGGUACAUGAGCAAAGCCAACCAGUCAGGCUCUGCCCUGGGACUUUUUCUAACUGAAGCGGCUAAGGGCUUUUUUCCCCUAGUCUAUAGGAUUGUGAGCCUGUGCCUGAGCCCUGGACCCAGUUUGAAGCGGGCAGCAGAUCUGAUAGAUUAAAACUAAGAAAGGAACACAGACAAGAGUAGAGGAGAAAGAGUUGAGAUGACAUUCAAGUCAUCCCAGAGACUAACCCAUCUUGUGGUUUGGUCAGAAGUAGACAUUUGUGGCAUAAGCCUUAAUGCCCAUCCCCACUCGCACCUCAUCAGUGCAUUGCAUUGCUCUGGCCACUAUAUUGGGUUUGGGGUACUCGUGGGACCCGAUCAUACAAGACUUCUGCCAGAACCUUUUGUGUUCUUUUUCCUGCCUGACCUGAGGCCCACAUUGUUAGCAGUUCUGCCAGUUGUUUGUCCGUCUGCUCUCAGAUCCAUUCCCCACCCUCGCCUGUUCUGUAUUGCAAGGACUACAUUUCUGAGCCUCCUUUGCUCACUAGCUUAGCAGUAUGCUUGGCUAAUGGGCAGCACCAGCAGAAGACUGGCUCUGGAAGAAGAGGACAAGCCAGGGCCUUUAUUUCCCUCUCACUAAUGCCACCACCACCACCACCACCACCUCAGCUGGUGUCUUUAGCAGUAGCCACAUUUUUUUUUUCUGUGACUCUAGCCACCUCUAAGCAAAUCCUACAUGAGUCUAUGCCUUCCAGAUGGCUCCAGCUUCCGGGCUCUGCUAAUACCACCACCUCCCUUUGUUCUGUCUCUAUCUUUACUACCCUCUGAAGCAUCUAGAAUGAUUUCUUUUUUAAAAAAAUUUUUAAGAUUUUAUUUAUUUAUUCAUUAGAGACACACAGAGAGAGGGGUGGGGCAGAGACACAGGCAGAGGGAGAAGUAGGCUCCACGCAGGGAGCCCGAUGCGGGACUCGAUCCCGGGACCCCAGGAUCAUGUCCUGAGCUGAAGGCAGACGCCCAAACACUGAGUCACCCUGGCAUCCCUAGAAUGAUGUAUUUUCUUAACUAGAUCCUGACUUACUACUAUGUGGAAUGAAGCCACAUCAAUUAGUCAAGAAACAGACAAUAAUGUCUGAUGCUAUUACUUGGCUCUUGAAUUCAGCCCUGCCUGAAAGCAUUCCUACUUUCACCCUUUUCCAUUUAGGUGAGACCAUAAAUUUCUUCACUCAAGCCAUUUCAGGUUAGAUUUCCUAUUAUUUAUGAUCUAAAGACUCCUGACUAAUUCAAACCCUUUCCAUAAGUUGGCAAGGAGCACAGGAUUCAAUGCUGCCUGCAUACCAUACUCUAGAAUCACAAUCAAACCCUAACACACACACACACACACACACACACACGCAACCAGAAUUGAAUUUUCACCAAAAAUCUAGAGGGACAAGAACUCCCCAAUCCUGAAAAGUAAUUGGUAAAGUCUCAGAGGCAAAGGUGGACAAAUUAGAACAUAAAAAUUCCAAAUUUCUACACCUUAAGAAAACCCCUCAUAACCUAUAUGUUAUGUUUCUAUGCCAGCCAUAAACAUUGUAUGUUCUUAGCCUUGAAUAAAUGAUUUACUUUUAAAAAGAGAA